Solanum verrucosum is the source of this 1823-nucleotide messenger RNA. RefSeq names its product protein NRT1/ PTR FAMILY 4.4-like. Gene Ontology annotation, biological process: transmembrane transport. The record is from RefSeq and is a predicted model, not a curated record. Gene Ontology annotation, cellular component: membrane. The coding region runs from base 1 to 1788 and encodes 595 amino acids. NCBI's taxonomy places the organism in Eukaryota, Viridiplantae, Streptophyta, Magnoliopsida, Solanales, Solanaceae. The transcript is spliced from 5 exons. Gene Ontology annotation, molecular function: transmembrane transporter activity.
AUGGAUAGGGAGGAGACAAGAAAAAAUAAAUUGAAAAGGGAAUCUGCAGUGUCUAUGGGCUCUGCAAAGCAGCAAAUCCUCGUUGAUUGGAGAGGAAGACCUUGCAAACCCAACAAACAUGGUGGCAUGACUGCUGCCAUCUUUGUAUUAUGCCUUCAGGCAUUUGAAAUGAUGGCGAUUGCAGCCGUUGGGAAUAAUCUUAUAACGUACGUCUUCAAUGAGAUGCACUUCCCUCUCUCAGAGUCCGCAAACAUAGUAACAAAUUUCAUUGGAACUGUUUUUCUCCUCUCCCUUUUUGGUGGCUUUCUCUCUGAUUCUUAUCUUGGCAGCUUCUCGACUAUGUUCAUUUUUGGCUUCGUCGAGCUCUCUGGGUUUAUUUUAUUGGCAGUGCAAGCACAUGUUCCACAACUAAGACCACCAAAGUGUGACAUGAUGUUGAACAAAGGAAAGUGUUUGAAAGUAAAGGGAUACAAAGCUAUGAUAUUCUUUGUGGCACUAUACUUGGUUGCUUUAGGUAGUGGGUGUUUAAAACCAAAUAUAAUUUCUCACGGCGCUGACCAAUUUAAGAAAAAUGAUUCCAAGAAACUUUCUACUUACUUCAACUUUGCCUAUUUUGCCUUCUGUGCUGGGGAGCUUCUUGCUCUAACACUUGUUGUUUGGAUCCAAACUCAUUACGGAAUGGACGUUGGAUUUGGUGUUUCUGCGGCUGCCAUGGUCGUUGGAUUGAUCAUUUUCCUUUCUGGGACACUUGUUUAUAUGAACACACCACCUGGAGGAAGUAUAUUCACACCAAUUGCCCAAGUUUUUGUGGCUGCAAUCACUAAAAGAAAGCAGAUCUGCCCUUCAAAUCUGAAGAUGCUUCAUGGAAGCCGAUGCAUUGUGCCACAGGAUGGCACUCUCAUCCAUACGGAUAAAUUCAGGUUCUUAGACAAGGCAUGCAUCAAAAUAGAAAACGGAAGAAGUACAAGUGAAAGCCCCUGGAGAUUAUGCACAGUGUCCCAAGUGGAGCAAGUAAAAAUAUUAAUCUCAGUUGUUCCCAUCUUUGCUUGCACCAUAAUCUUCAACACAAUCUUAGCUCAACUCCAAACCUUCUCAGUACAACAGGGAACUGUGAUGAACACACGCCUAACCGACAACUUUACCAUCCCUCCAGCUUCCCUUCAGUCCAUACCUUACUUCAUGCUAAUAUUUUUGGUCCCUCUCUAUGAAAUAGCAUUAGUCCCCAUGAUCCGAAAGUUCACGGGGAAUGAUUCAGGGAUCACACCUUUACAAAGAGUUGGCAUUGGCCUUUUUAUUGCAACAUUCUCCAUGGUUUGUGCUGCUCUAGUCGAAAACAAGAGAAGAGACUACGCACUGAACCAGAACAGGAUACUGUCCAUUUUCUGGAUAGUUCCACAAUUCAUUAUUUAUGGGCUAUCAGAGAUGUUCACUGCAGUGGGACUUAUAGAGUUCUUCUAUAAACAAUCACUAGAAGGGAUGCAGUCUUUCUUAACCGCCAUGACGUAUUGUUCCUAUUCAUUUGGAUUUUAUUUGAGCUCCAUAUUAGUUUCAUUAGUUAACAGAAUAACCUCUACAUCUUCUUCAGGUGGAGGUGGAUGGUUAAAUGAUAAUGACCUCAACAAGAAUAGGCUAGAUCUUUUUUAUUGGCUACUGGCUGCUCUUAGCCUCGUUAACUUCAUUAAUUAUGUUUUCUGCUCCAAAUGGUAUUCCUAUAAUCCAUCUCUGUUACCUGUUGUUCCAUUACAUGAGCCACAAGCACAAGGACAUGACUCUGAGAAUCCAAAUUGAGGUGUAUGUAAUUGAGAAUUAAGCUACUAACUAUA